AUGAAUGGAGACUUCAAGGUGCUAGUUUUGUGCUCUCUUCUGUUCCACUUCAUACCAAGCUUCAACACCUUAAACACCAUUGCUCCAGGCCAAUCUGUCAAGGAUAAUGAGACUCUAGUUUCAACAAAUGGAACCUUUGAAGCUGGGUUCUUCAACUUUGGAGAUCCAAAUAGCCAAUACUUUGGUAUAUGGUACAAGGAUAUUUCUCCAAGAACUAUUGUAUGGAUAGCUAAUAGAGAUGCACCAGUUGAAAACUCCUCAGGAGUUUUGAAUGUCACUGAUGGUGGAAAUCUUGUUAUCCUUAGUGGCACAGGAUCUUUAGCUUGGUCCUCCAAUGCAUCAACAACUGAAAAGAAACCAGUUGUGCAACUAUUGGAGAAUGGGAACCUUGUUGUGAAAGAAGAAAGCAACCCAGGUAAUAUUGUGUGGCAAAGUUUUGAUCAUCCUGGGGACACUUUUCUCCCAGGGAUGAAAAUUCGAAGUAACAGGGAGAGUGGUAAUUUUACAUCUCUAACAUCUUGGAGAGACACACAAGAUCCUGGUAGUGGUGAGUAUUCAUAUCACAUAGAUACUCAUGGUUUUCCUCAAGUGGUGAUUACAAAGGGAGGGACAUGGUUGUAUAGAGCAGGUUCAUGGAAUGGAAAUAUUUUAUCUGGAAUUCCUUCUGAAACAUUGUUUAAAUACUUUAAUUUCUCUUUUGUGAUAACUGAUAAGGAAGUUUCUUAUGGAUAUGAACUCUUGAACCAAUCUAUUGUUUCAAGAUACAUGCUCACUUCAACAGGCCAAAUAGAACGUUUCAUUUUGUCAGAUCAGACAAACAAUUGGCAGAUUUUCCUAGCCGGCCCCGCAGACCGGUGUGAUAACUAUGCCAUUUGUGGUGCAAAUUCUAAUUGUGAUGUAAACAACUCUCCAACCUGUAAUUGCCUUCAGGGUUUCAUUCCCAAAUCUCAAGAAAAAUGGAAUUCACAACAGUGGUCUGAUGGAUGUGUUAGGAGAAUUGCUUUGGAUUGUGGCAAUAGUGAUGGUUUUCUGACGUAUCAGGGUGUGAAGUUGCCAGACACAUCAACUUCAUGGUUUGAUAAGAGCAUGGGCCUUGAGGAAUGUAAGAAUUUUUGUCUGAAAAACUGUUCUUGCACAGCAUAUGCAAAUUUAGAUAUCAGAAAUGGUGGAAGUGGCUGCUUACUUUGGUUUAAUAACAUUGUGGAUGUGAGAAAACUAACUUCUGGAGGACAAGACCUUUACAUAAGAGUGGCAGCUUCAGAACUAGGUCAUAACAAGGGCCAGAGCAAGAAGAAGCUUGCAGGAAUUCUGAUAGGCUGUAUUAUGUUCAUCAUGCUCAUAAUAAUACUGGGAGUGGUUAUACUUCGGAGGAAGAAAGUCAAGAAACAUGAGAAGCCAGGGAAGAACCAAAUAAUUGGCUGGAAGAAUCACACUGAUAACACAGAGAAGGAAGAAAUUGACAUACCAAUCUUUGAUCUAUCAACCAUAGCUAAUGCAACUAAUAACUUCUUCAUUAGAAACAAAUUGGGAGAAGGUGGAUUUGGACCAGUUUACAAGGGUACAUUGUCAAAUGGGCAAGAUAUAGCUGUGAAGAGGCUUUGCAAUAAUACAGGACAAGGACCAAAAGAGUUCAUAAAUGAAGUGAAUCUAAUUGCCAAUCUUCAGCAUAGAAAUCUUGUGAAACUUCUUGGUUGUUGCAUUCAAGAUGAUGAGAGAAUCUUGAUAUAUGAAUUCAUGACUAACAGAAGCUUGGACUACUUCAUUUUUGAUGAAACUAAAAAAAGUUUACUGCUUUGGCCUAAGCGCUUCCAAAUUAUAUGCGGGAUUGCUCGAGGACUUCUCUAUCUUCAUGAAGAUUCUAGAUUAAGGAUUAUCCACAGAGAUCUCAAGACCAGCAAUAUUCUUCUUGACAAAAAUAUGAAUCCAAAGAUAUCUGACUUUGGUCUUGCUAGAACAUUUGGGGGAGAUGAAGCUGAAGUAAAAACAAAGAGAGUAGUGGGAACUUAUGGUUAUAUUUCUCCAGAGUAUGCAGCUCGCGGGAAUUUCUCAGUGAAAUCUGAUGUCUUCAGUUUUGGUGUUAUAGCACUAGAGACAGUUAGUGGAAAGAAGAAUAAGGAAUAUUUUGAUCAUCAUAAUCUUGACCUUCUUGGACAUGCAUGGAUACUUUGGUGUGAAGAAAGGCCAUUGGAGCUGAUAGAUGAAUCACUGCGCAAAACAAUUGCUCUAGCUGAAGCUGAUGUAUUAAGAUGUAUUCACAUUGGGCUUUUAUGUGUACAAGAGAGACCAGAGGACAGGCCGGACAUGUCAGCUGUAAUUCUAAUGCUGAAUGGUGAGAAAAAAUUGCCCAGGCCAAGGGAACCUGCCUUUUAUCCUCACCAAUACUCUUCAUCAGGAAAUAUUAAACCGCAUUCAACUAAUGAAAUUUCUAUGUCAAUGUUUGAAGCAAUAUAG
Abrus precatorius (Indian licorice) is the source of this 2451-nucleotide messenger RNA. RefSeq names its product G-type lectin S-receptor-like serine/threonine-protein kinase At4g27290. The transcript has 7 exons. Gene Ontology annotation, biological process: protein phosphorylation; recognition of pollen. The coding region runs from base 1 to 2451 and encodes 816 amino acids. Lineage: Eukaryota; Viridiplantae; Streptophyta; Magnoliopsida; Fabales; Fabaceae. Gene Ontology annotation, molecular function: ATP binding; protein serine/threonine kinase activity. The record is from RefSeq and is a predicted model, not a curated record.